Molecule: messenger RNA, 1919 nt
Organism: Oryza sativa Japonica Group (Japanese rice)
Lineage: Eukaryota; Viridiplantae; Streptophyta; Magnoliopsida; Poales; Poaceae
Product: RING-H2 finger protein ATL51
Biological process (GO): protein ubiquitination
Molecular function (GO): transferase activity
Source: RefSeq, a predicted model, not a curated record
CCAAGUCGUCGUCCAUCCGAUAUGCCCCCUUACCACGUCACUGGGCAGCAGGCAACCACCGCUCCGACCAAGCUUUUCCACGCGCGCCGAGUCCAACUUGCCCACCAACUCGCGCCAACCAACCUCCCCCAAGUCCACCCCCUUUCUCCUCCCGCUUCGCUUCCACCUCCUCCUCCUCCUCGCGUGAAGAAGACUCGGCACGCGUUCGAUCCCGCGAGCGACCUUCCUCCCACCUUCCUCCGCACCACGCCCGCGCGCCGCGCCGAUGCCGCCGGCGAGUCGUCGCAGGUCGUCGCCCACCUCCUGACGGCAAGCGCGAUGCCGCUCCACCACCGCCGGGCGCUGCACUCCAACGACUGCGACGACGGCGGCUACGGCUGCUCCUCGUGGCCGCUGUCCCCUCCUCCUCCGAGCGUCAUCCUUACUCCCUUCGCUUCCCCUUCGCCGGCGCCCUGGGCUUGCCCGCCCGCUUUUCCUGCCCCGUCGCCGUCUCCUCUCCAUGGCGCCGCGGGGGGCAGGAGGGAUCAGGGAGGAUACCACGGCUCCCCACCAGGCGGUGGCGGUGAUGCGGACGAGCACCGCCGACGCAUCAUCAACCUUAUCGUCGUCGGCGCCGCGGCGCUCGCGUUCCUCUCCAUGAUCCUCCUCGUCGUGAUCGUCGCCGUCCGGCGGCGGAGGCUGCGGCGGCGGCGGCAGAGGCAGCAGGCGCUCCUCGCCCCCGCGGCGCCGGCCGACGCGGUGGCGGUGAACGUCGAGGACGGCGGGGAUGACGAUGCGGAGGGAGGGGGAGGAGGAGGAGGAGGAGGAGGAGUGGUGCACCACAUCUGGUACAUCCGGACCGUCGGGCUCGACGAGGCGGCGAUCGAUUCGAUCGCCGCGACGCGGUACCGCGCGGGCGCUGGGCUCCUCGGCGCCGCCGACUGCUCCGUCUGCCUCGGCGAGUUCCAGGACGGCGAGCUGGUGCGCCUUCUCCCCAAGUGCGGCCACGCGUUCCACGUCCCCUGCAUCGACACGUGGCUCCGCGCCCACGUCAACUGCCCGCUCUGCCGCUCCGACGUGCUAGGCCCCGCCGCCACGGCCACGGAGUCCGGUGGCGGCGACACCGGCUCCAUGCCACAAGCUGAUCCAGUCGCAAACACCAUAGCCGCAGCCCAGCAAGCGGCUGCGCCGGGCGAUGCAAUCUUGGAACGCCAAGAAGAAGAAGAGGAAGCAGAACAGGAGGACCAAGGAGCGCCGCCGCACAUGGAGGAAAACCGGCAAGAGCAAUCCAGCUCACCGGAUCCAUUGCCGCCGCCGCGCAACGUGCGGCGCGCGGCUUCCAUGGACGCGGCGAUCGUGUCGACCGCCGCAGAGGUCGCGGCGCUAGAGCGGCUGCCGGAGGCGGCUCCUGAAGAGGAGCAGAGCGGCGGCGGCGGCGGCGGCGACAAGCGCGGCGGGGCUCCUGGCGCGUCUUGCCUGAAGGUCUCGAGCUCCGGCCGCCUGAGCAACCUCGGCGCCGCCGAGAGGCUCCCGAGGUCGUUCUUCUCGCGGCAUUGCCGUGCCCGGAGCUCGGUGCUCCCGCUGUGAUGAGAUCCCUUUGCUGAAUUUUGCUCCCUGCGAAUAAGGUUACACCAUGUUCUUGAUAAGGGAUCGAUUAGUGUGUAAAUAUUAUACUUGGAAUCCUAAAAAGUGAGGAUUACGAGUUUGAGACCCCAAAUGCAGUAAAGAGAAGUGCUUGAGAUCUAGAAAUAUGCAUACAUCUGUACAGUUUUGAUCUUGCCUGUUGGUUAAAAUUCAUGAAUUGUCCUGUUGAUCUCGUGGUUUUUGCUGGUUUCAGUAUAGAGAUUAGCCUAAAACAAGUAUAGUACAGAUGUUUUGAGUGAUCUUAUCUUGGAUUCAGGCACUGAAUUUAGUCGGAUCCUUUUGCUUUAUGCUGUCUA